Schistosoma turkestanicum is the source of this 2064-nucleotide messenger RNA. The record is from the annotation of a GenBank genome assembly. NCBI's taxonomy places the organism in Eukaryota, Metazoa, Platyhelminthes, Trematoda, Strigeidida, Schistosomatidae.
AUGAGCGUUGCUGCGAUGAUGCCACCAUCGCCUCGAAGUCCCAUUUGGAUGAUUAACAGCGAAUCAACUGCUAAUUUCGGGGUUAGAUCAUUCUGUUCAUCAAGUGGUGAACUAAAAACACUUUUACUAUCUAAUCUGAAAUUAGAAACGGUUGACAAAGACCAUGUAAACAAUCUCUCUAUACCUAUGAACAUGUUCUCAAGCAUAAAAGAUCACAACGCAUCAAGUAACAUAAUAGAAGAAAGCAUUUCCUAUGAGGAAAAACCAAUCGAUCACGUAAAUAAUGAAGAUAAUCUUAAUAAUUUAAUCGUCAAAAAUAAUUUUCAACAAGAAUUGCGUAAAUUAGAUAAUCCCACAAGAAAAACUAUCAUUUAUUUAUUUAAACGAAUAGCACUAAUCCAUCUGAAGAUAAAAUUCAUUGAAAAUAGUAUAAAUGAUGGUAAAUUUAUCCAAAGAUUGUUAUUUGAUAAACAAUUAACUGUUGAACUAUUGAAUUCACAAAAAACAAGUCAUGUAUGGGAAAUAAAUAUUCAUCCAAUGCUUAGCAAAUUCUUGAUUUUACUGUUUAAAAGUGAUAGUCAUUAUGUAACAACACCAAUGUUGGGUACUAGUCGAUAUUCACUAAAAACGGUAUCGGAUCCAAAUGAAAUUAUGUCAAAUUUUAAUUUAUUAAUUAGUAAUUUUUAUGAACAAAUAAAUCGAAUAGUUAUUACACAGAAUCAAUAUCAUUCAUUAAAUACUCGGUUGAAUCAAUUAACUGAAGAAUAUGCUAAACUUAAUUUAGAGAUUAAUAAAUUGAAGGCGUUAGUCGGCAGUCAGGUGAGUCAAACAAAGAAUACACCGAAUUAUAUGGUUACUGACGGCAUGAUUACGUCAGCUGAACUGAUUGGAAUAAACACUACUGAAAAUGAUUACGACGAUUCAGCGAAUCACAUUAAUUACGACAGAAAUUCACAAGUGAGUGAAGAUUCUUCACUCCCGGUCAGUACAGAAAUUGAAGUUAUCAUUGGAAAAAUUAAGAUACAUCCUAAUCAGUUAAGUUGUAUAAGAAAGCAAUGUACAGAAGCAAAACAAGAAAAGGCUAAACAGUUAAAUCCCACGAAAGGAAAAGAGUUAAAAAUAAAGAAAUUUCUUAGAAAUAACACAAGUAUGCAAUAUGAAGAGGAUGAGAAAGAAGACAACGAAGAAUUCUCAAACACAUCUCAAAGAUAUCUACUUCAAAAGAAGAUAACUCUAAAUCACAAAAGUGAAAAUAUUACAUUUAUGAAUAGGAAACAUAAACAGAAUGAAAUUCACUACUCUACUCUAUGUCAGAAACAAAUAAAACCAGUAUUUAAACAGCCUGCCAUAUUGUACCGAAUGAAACCACUGUAUUUCAGAUCUUCAAUGGAAUCUCUCAAAAUAUUAGAAUUGUUCAGUCUAACCUUUCCAUCGUAUUUACAAAAUGAAAUAAUCAAUUCACCUGUGAAUCUAAAACCUAAUAUUUUAAGAUACAUACUACAACAGUCAGGUAUUCUUUUACUUCUAACAUCAGAAAAUCAUCUUAAAUAUGUUAACAAACAUUUACUUGGUACAGACACUUAUCUAUGUAUGAAAGAAAUUAUAACUCAGAAAUUACUAAAUGAUUCAAGUUUAAAGCUAUGCACACUAACUGGAUUUAAAUAUAUGGAUAGCAAAGAACAACUGGAUGAUAUAACAACGAAUGACGUCUCAUCUUCAUCUGACUCAUUUCUAUCUUCUGAUUUACAACUUGUUUUACAUGAUGAAAACCUUGAAACGACUAGUUAUGAGUAUAUUGAAGAAUUUCUUAAUGACAAUAUUGACUUUAAUGUGAAUAUAACUUGUACAAAUGAUACUGGUGUGGGUUUUGGUACUACUGACAUUGACAAUUUCUUAUGCUAUCAUCAAUCAACAGAAUACAAUGUGCAUUUAUUUAGUACAAUUGACAUUCUGUUAGUUUGUUUUUGUGUUGUCAGCUUGUUAGUGUCAUUUUGGCAUUUUAAUGUGACCUGGCAACUUGUCUUGGUGUUCAUUUGUGCUUGCUGGUACUUUGUUUAUGAAUGA